GACCAGACCACAGACCAGACCACAAACCAGACCACUACACUUACAGACGCAGACAACACUAGACAGAGAGCUAUGGCUGGCACAUCUAACCUCUCCUUCAUCCUCAACAAGCCCCUCGAUGUCGAGUUCCAGGAGCGGCCGCGCCCCACGCUCAAGUCGCCCCACGACGUCAUCGUGGCCGUCAACUACACGGGCAUCUGCGGCUCCGACGUGCACUACUGGCAGCACGGCGCCAUCGGCCACUACGUCGUCAAGGACCCCAUGGUGCUGGGCCACGAGUCGGCCGGCACCGUCGUCGAGGCCGGCGCCGCCGUCACCACGCUCAAGGUCGGCGACCGCGUCGCCCUCGAGCCCGGCUACCCCUGCCGCCGCUGCCGCGCCUGCCUCGGCGGCCACUACAACCUAUGCCCCGACAUGGUGUUCGCCGCCACCCCGCCCUACGACGGCACGCUGGCCGGCUUCUGGGCCGCCCCUGCCGAUUUUUGUUACCGCCUGCCUGACGCCGUCUCGCUGCAGGAGGGCGCCCUGAUCGAGCCGCUGGCCGUCGCCGUCCACAUUGUGCGCCAGGCCCAGGUCUCGCCCGGCCAGUCCGUCGUCGUCAUGGGCGCCGGGCCCGUGGGUCUGCUGGUCGGCGCCGUCGCCCGCGCGUUCGGCGCCACCACCGUCGUCGCCGUCGACAUUGUGCCGUCCAAGCUCGAGUUCGCCAGGUCGUUCGCCGCCACCCACACGUACCUGUCGCAGCGCGUCGCCCCCGAGGAGAACGCGCGCAACAUCCUCGCCGAGGCCGGUCUGCCUGCGGGUGCCGACGUCGUCAUUGACGCCUCGGGCGCCGAGCCGUCCAUCCAGGCCAGCCUGCACGUCGUGCGCGUCGGCGGCACGUACGUGCAGGGCGGCAUGGGCAAGCCCGACAUCACCUUCCCCAUCAUGGCGCUGUGCCUCAAGGAGGUGACGGCGCGCGGCUCGUUCCGGUACGGCAGCGGCGACUACAAGCUGGCCAUCGACCUGGUCGCCGCCGGCCGCAUCGACGUCAAGCGGCUGGUCGAUGGUGUCGUUGCCUUUAAGGACGCCGAGGAGGCCUUCCGGAAGGUGCACGGGGGCAAGGUCAUCAAGAUUCUGAUCGCGGGGCCCAACGAGAAGAUCGAGGGCGACAAGCUCGACACGGCGGCACCGGCGGCGGCACCGGCACCUGCUGAGGGCGCGGCCGAGGCAGCGGGCUGCUGCUAAGUUGCCGGGGCUGCUGCUAGCUGGGGUCUAGGGGGCUGCCUGGGGCUGCCUGGGGCGGC
Messenger RNA from Lasiosphaeria miniovina, 1283 nucleotides. RefSeq names its product chaperonin 10-like protein. Gene Ontology annotation, molecular function: L-iditol 2-dehydrogenase (NAD+) activity; zinc ion binding. The transcript has 2 exons. The coding region runs from base 73 to 1224 and encodes 383 amino acids. The record is from RefSeq and is a predicted model, not a curated record. Gene Ontology annotation, biological process: D-sorbitol catabolic process. NCBI's taxonomy places the organism in Eukaryota, Fungi, Ascomycota, Sordariomycetes, Sordariales, Lasiosphaeriaceae.